Molecule: messenger RNA, 1505 nt
Organism: Drosophila innubila
Lineage: Eukaryota; Metazoa; Arthropoda; Insecta; Diptera; Drosophilidae
Gene: Mgat4b
Product: alpha-1,3-mannosyl-glycoprotein 4-beta-N-acetylglucosaminyltransferase A
Exons: 1
Coding region: 21-1496 (491 amino acids)
Biological process (GO): protein N-linked glycosylation
Cellular component (GO): endoplasmic reticulum-Golgi intermediate compartment; Golgi stack; endoplasmic reticulum
Molecular function (GO): acetylglucosaminyltransferase activity
Source: RefSeq, a predicted model, not a curated record
ACUUCCGUUUUGACAUUUGCAUGAGUUUUGUUAUCCUUCUUUGCCUGGUGCUGAUAAUGCUUUUGAUUUCCCUUUAUGACAAAGGAUCUCAUUCCAUAGAUGUUGCGAUCAAACAAAAUUCAACUGUAAGAAGCAAACGCAUAUCCCAGAUCAGUAAGAACAAUACCAACCGACGAAUGAUGAUCCAUCCUAUUUAUCGUCCAAUGCGAAGGAUUAAAGACCGUAAGGGAUCAAUUUGGCAGAGAAUCUUGAAAGAAACUCCCCUCUUAGUAGGAUCCAUCUAUAGUCGGGGACGGACAGGUGUCCCAUAUGUGUUGGGUGUACCCACAGUGCAUCGACCUGGAGAGAAUUAUCUAUUGGAUUCACUUACACAACUGAUUGAGAAUAUGAGUAACCUUCAUCGCCGCAAUUGCCUAAUUGUGGUAUACAUAGGUGAAACAAACACUUCAGUUGUGGAGCGAAUUUGGCAGGACAUAAGCCAAACAUUUGGAGAGUAUUUAGAUGAAGGUUUGAUUGAUGUCAUCACACCGCCCACAAAUUACUAUCCUGACUUUGAUAAGCUCCACAUAACCCUACACGAUAAUCCAGCGCGUGUUCGUUGGCGCUCUAAACAGACUUUGGAUUAUAUGUACCUAAUGUCCUAUGCUCAGAGCCGUGGCACUUAUUAUUUGCAGCUGGAGGAUGAUAUUGUACCAACAGAUGGAUAUUUUGAUUACAUAGUUAAUUUGGCAGCAUUGCACACCAAUUUUCGACUGGGUCAUCAUCGUAACUGGAUUGUGAUGAGCUUCUGUGAUCUUGGAUUUAUUGGCAAAUUGUUUCACACAAAGGAGCUUAAGCAACUUCUGUCCUAUGUGCAGAUCUUCUUCAAUGAUCAGCCAAUAGACUGGCUCUUACAAUCGUAUGUUAAACUGAGAUGCUGUCGCUGGGAUAGUUUCGAAAUGUCUGACUGUGCACGGGAAUAUUCGUUGUACUUCAUACGUGCGGAUCAGUCUCAAUUCCAGCACAAUGGAUUAAAGUCCUCACUGCGCAAUAAGGAGCAACAGUUGCGGGAUAAGCGAUUCGAUAAGGACUCGGGACGUCAACGCAUGAGUCAUCUGCGUCAACCCCUAAAUUUGAUCAUAUCGCACAAGACCACAACUUUGACUGAAAGACUUCAUCUAAAGAAAGGGGAAACCUUCAUUUGGGGCUACAUGCCACAGGAUUUAUCACUCAUGCGCUAUUUACGAAAACAUCAAUACGAUGCCAACCAUUUAAAGAUUCGGAACGGACCUCACAAUUCUGAGAACUUUUCCGAACUAAUGAUCGAUGUGGUGCAAGAGGUGCCAACAGUUUUCGCAAACAGCAGCGAGUCGAAAAAUUGUGGGUUUAUCAUGAGUUAUACAUCAGGGGGCCGUCUCGAUCCGCCCUCUCUGACCUAUUUUUAUGUGAAGGAAAACGAGACGGUUGGUAGUGAAACAAGCUGGUUUAGGCGCUUUAUAUGGAGUAACUUGUUUUAAUUAAAAUUC